GUGACCGUUUCGGUUGCAUAAGCUUUUAAUCCUUUCAAUGCUCUCAGAUGUAAACGGACGUUUCUAGUCAGUUCGUGUCGUGCAAGCCCUGCAGUCCGUACGUAGGCAGCGCGCAACUCGCCAUCGGCAGUCGCAUGCCGAAUUCCUUAGCUUACGGAUAAAAACUUUACACCAUGCCACUAAAAUGAAAUAAAAAAGCGGGAAAACAAUUACAAGAUCUUCACUUCCGGUCAAGAACUUCGAAUAGGGAUGUGAUCAUGGAUUUCCAAACAACUGUAACAUUUCAAUAUUAGCAAAAAUGAAGCUUUUAAGAAACAUUUACGAAAUUAUAAAUAGUCGUUUCGUUUUGAUAUUAUGGAUCUCAUUAGCAACGUAUCUUUUUUACAAUACUUUUAUUUAUUACCUGUAUGGACGUCAGUUUUAUCAUUUAAGGAAAAUUUUAGGGUUAGGAUUAUGCGUAUCCCGGGGCACGGCGACAGUGUUAAAUCUGUGCUCAGCGCUGGUGCUGCUGCCCCUCUGCAAGAAACUCAACCAGCUGCUGUUCCGUCUGCUCUCUCACUGGUGCCCCGGCCUCUUCUUCUACUGGCUCGAGAGGGCCAAGAGCUUCCACAUGACUGUCGCUGUAACGCUCCUAUUGUUUGCUGCUCAACCAGCUGCUGUACCAUCUGCUCUCCCACUGGUGCCCCGGCCUCAUCUUUUACUGGUUCAGGAGGGCCCCAAGAGCUGCCACAUAGAUGUCGCUGUUACGCUCCUAUUGUUUGCUGUGAUACAUUCCAUUUCUCACUUCAUAAACUUGUGGAAUUUCUCUAGAGGCUACGACGACGAACGACUUGCGAUAAACUUUGCAAGCCAUAGAAAUGAGAAUCCUUUAUUACUUCUCUUGAGCCAGGCCGGGUUGACUGGCGUUUUGAUGUUACUCAUAAUAUUGUGUAUGGGGCUCACAUCGCUAAGACUUGUGCGAAGGAAGUUCUACAAUGCUUUCUGGUAUACUCAUCAACUGUACAUGCUGUUUUUGGUGCUAUUAAUAGUUCAUCCCUUGAGCGGUGUUUUGAAGGAAGAAGUUUUGGAAGAAAAUCGAUUUGUCUUAAACUUAAAAGAAGAACAAAACACGAACGUCACUAUAAUUAGUGUUAAGGAGAGAUUCGUUUCUAUCCAGUCAACGACUUGGUUGUGGAUGGCUUUCCCCUUGACCAGUUUUAUAUUAGACACUCUAUGGCGAAUUUCUUCAAGAAACCUUGCUAAGGUUAACAUUUUGCAAGUGACCUACUUGCCCGGCCGGGUGAUAAACUUGUCCGUGAGCUGUCCCCGGGCGGGGUUCGCGCCCCGCAUGGGACAAUACGUGUUACUUCACUGCCAUGACCUAUCGCUGUUGGAGUGGCAUCCGUUCACAAUCGUGAAGGUGCCAACAUCUAGUCAACAUUAUUUUGUAUUAUGGAUCAGGGUGAAAGGAGACUGGACUGAAGCCUUAGAGAAAUUAUUAUUAGAACGAGGACCGAAAAAGCUAAGUAUGUUCGUGGACGGUCCGUUUUCUAGUCCUAUGGAAGAAGCGAGUGCUGGUCACAUAGCAAUAUGUGUGGCCGCUGGGAUUGGAAUCACGCCAUUUGUUUCUCUGCUGCAUCAUAUGUACACGAAUCCACGGAGUCAUACACCGGGCCGUAUACACCUCCUUUGGAUAGUUCGACACGAAGAAGAAAUCACUUGGCUAGCUGAAUUGGCGAGCAAAACUUUGGCCGUGCUGAGAGAGGCAAAUCGCCCUGACAGACUCCAUAUACAGCUUUACAUCACAAACACAAAAUCUAAAGUGGCCAUUGAUGACACACAGAAAGAAAUGAUAGCCGUAGUGAACGGAAAAGGAGCCAUAGAAAACAUCACUAAGAGAUACGCUGAGGAUGAGAAGGCCAAGCUCUUGACGCUAGACAGUGGAAGAAGUAACAGUGAUAACUGCAAAGAUAAGACUGCGAAUACUAACGGAUAUUGUGUGGCCAAAGAAUACCCAGUUUUGGCUUGUCGUGUGAAGAUGGGCAGGCCACACUGGGACCGCGUUUUUGGAUACUGGGUGCAUUUGUAUCCUAAGGAUCACUUAAACUUAUAUUGCUGUGGACCAAAGAAACUAGUGAAGUUAUUAAGAAGCAAAUGCAAAGUUGUAACAACAACAACUAAAACGAAAUUCACAUUCGUUCAUGAAGGAUUUUCGUGAAUUUAUUUAUUAAAGGCAUUUAUGGAACUGAAAUUACUUUUCUUUUAGAAAAUAAGUACAUUCCCAAAUCAAGCCAGUUAACCUGUAAUACUAGCCUAGUUACAAAUCUUACGAGGCCCCAGCAAUGGGGGCGCCAGAUUUUAAAAUACGCCCCUGUAACCACAGAUUACUCUCUCCUUGGCCCUCUGAAACAUCUAUCCUCUUUAAGUAGUUACGUCUGUUAUGAGCAGAUGAGUCAUAAAAUUGUUUACAGAUCAUGACGUUCUUUAUCGUGUGAAAUUAUUUGUUGUAUUUUUAAUAUUUUAACCUUUCAUAAAACUUACCUUUUUAAUUUUAUUCGUAUUGAGUGAAUUUAACAAAUAUUUAUGAAGACUGGAACAGUUGUAACAAAACCAAAAAAUGUCAAACGGAAGAAAAAAGCUACAAAAGCAAAGGCGACAAAAGUAUGUAUGCUUGUUAAGUAUUUGUCUAAUUAGCGUGAUCAUAAUUUAACUAUCAAUUUUAUAUUAAAUAAAAUAUUUUAUGUAGCAUGCAACUUAUAAUAACGUUGCUUGUAAACAUGUGGUCGACGCAGCGCAUUCGGUAAUCAGUAGAUCCUGAUAACUUAUAUUAUGAGAUAAAAUUAUAUCACUUCUAUAGUAGGUAUAAAAUUUACAAUGAUUUUUCGUUUCCAUUUCUACGUCAGUCUGAGCGGGAAAGUCUUCACAGCAGAAGAAAGUAGGUACCUACCUAGCCGAUAACACUAUUCUUUAGUGUUCCUGCAGCGACAUAGGUUUGUUUCCAGAGCUCCACGGGAUAGGGAUUGGGGCCAAAGUAGACUAAGUGAAAAGCUGAUAUCACCAACAUGGCAGCCGGUUAUUAUGGCUUGCGCAGACGAGUGAUUUUUUGCCCGCCAAAUUAGUGACCAUUGCAUCCAGUCCGAUCUCUCCGCAUCAUUUCGCACAUGAUGGUUUAAAAAUAUCGCCUACAAAUGUCCCAUGAACAACCGAGGACGCCGGGAGAUCGGACUAGACAAAAGAAUGGGGUUGGCCCCGGAAAAAAAUGGAACUCGUGUGACCAGGCGCAGUAAUUCAUACAGGGAACUUUAGUUUGCGUUGCACACACCAUCUUGAAUUAUAGGGAUGGCAGGAAUGGACCCCAGUAUUUUCUUUGAAAACCUCUUUUCUUUCUUCUUCUCAAACUUCAUUAAAAUUUUCGGCGACACGAUGUACUUUGAUUCCGUGGCAAGUUCUCGGCGGACAUUUUUUUUCAUAUUUUUUUCAUCGGCGGUAAAAGUCACUGAUAUGCGCAGGCUUUACUUGUUUGCCGUUAUUUUUACUUAAAACAGAAGUAAUUUUGAGUUAAUCAGUUAUGAAUCUUUGUUUAAUUUUCAUUGGAUUCAUUGCAUGCAGACAAAGAAGUGUCAGAAAUAUUUAAAAAUCAGAUGUCCGAUAUGUUUCAACAACAUAAGUAAUGAAGCCGUAUCUUCGACGCAAUGUGGUCAUGUCUUCUGCACUCGAUGCUUGCAAAAAGCUUUGCAAAUGAACUCAGUGUGUCCCACGUGUAGAAAAUCUCUGAGGAAAACUACCGGAUACCACGCUCUGUAUCUAAACGAUAAUAUAUACGAGGAGGAUUUAGAAAUUGAUAGUUGUUGACUGGUAAUGUUAUAUUAAGUAAGUAUUUGUACUAAAAUUAUACCUUGAAUUAGGUCAGCUCAGUGGGUUUAAAUUUUAUACCCUGAAUUGAAUGUAAUUAAAAUUUUGUAUUUUAGUAAUUUGUGUACAUACUAAAGCGCAUUUUUAUAUAGCAAUCGAGUUCAAAACUCACAAAUAAAAGUUCUUUAGCUACUGUCUUUGGUAUUAAAGCUAUGUAAUUGCUCAAAAUUAGAGUGCCUGCUGAAUUACUUAUGAUCCGAAUGAAACACCUACUUUCAGGCUGAAUGUUCUUAAAUUUUGUGGCUUAAAAAAAGUAGUGUCACUGUCAGUGUGACAUUGACAAUGAUAUACAACUAUUUUGACGUGACAUGUUUUGUUGGUGAGACUUGAUACUUAAAUUAAUUAUUAAAUAUUUUUAAAGCACAAUGAUUAAAAUGAAUAUUAAAACGGACAUAAACAGUACCGAAACGUACCAAAAAUUGUUUACCAAGCUAGAAAACCCCGAUGUCAUAUACCAGAAUUAUGUUAAAAAGUUGGCCAAAUAUCAUUUUCAAGUAAAAGCCAUUAUACAGGAUAUUUUAGAGUGUAGAGAUUCUAUGGAGAGCCUGAAUGAAUUAAAUGAAAAAGGCAGAGCAAUGAUAAACCAAUUAAGAGAUGAAUUAGAGAGUUUGGAAUUAUAUGGAAAGGACAGUGGUGACCAGAAAUAUGUUGUAGAAUUGGAAUCGCAAAGGCAUUUGUUGGCUGGUUUACUGAAAGAAUUUAAAGAUGCCAAUAUAAGUACCAUGUUUGCUAUUGAAAAGGCACAAAGAGAAGAAUUAUUGAAACCGCAAGAAAGUGAUGAAUCUGGCCUGAAACAAAGAAAGAAAAAAGUUGAUAGAGAUGGACUAUUAAAAAUGUCUACAGGAGUAACUGAACAACUAUUAUCUAUAAGUAGGCAAUUAGCAGACACAACACAAAGAAGUCAGGACACACUUGAUAAUCUAGUAUCUUCUAGUUCUACUGUACAUGGAACACAAUCUGAAUUAGAAAAUACCGCAAGCACAAUAUCACAGUCUAGCAAGUUGUUGACCAAGUAUGGACGUAGGGAGUUCACAGAUAAAGUAAUAAUGUUUUUUGCAUUCCUUUUCUUCUUAGCUGUCUGCUUGUAUAUUGUGCAGAAGAGACUGUUUUGAAGAGCCAUUAUAAUAAGUGGUAAUUUAUUUAUUUUUAAAUUAUAAGACAUUAUUUAUUAUCAAAUAAAUAAAUGAAUUUGGAAUAGA
Molecule: messenger RNA, 5090 nt
Organism: Chilo suppressalis (striped riceborer)
Lineage: Eukaryota; Metazoa; Arthropoda; Insecta; Lepidoptera; Crambidae
Source: the annotation of a GenBank genome assembly